Molecule: messenger RNA, 11381 nt
Organism: Aplysia californica (California sea hare)
Lineage: Eukaryota; Metazoa; Mollusca; Gastropoda; Aplysiida; Aplysiidae
Product: leucine-rich repeat serine/threonine-protein kinase 2
Exons: 67
Coding region: 234-8219 (2661 amino acids)
Biological process (GO): protein phosphorylation
Cellular component (GO): plasma membrane
Molecular function (GO): protein kinase activity; protein binding; ATP binding
Source: RefSeq, a predicted model, not a curated record
CGUCACAUGAACCCGCUGUGUUUGUCAACAAUGACGACGCGGGUGUAGAAAAGUAACACGAUUUGAUUGCAAAAAGUCAAAAUUGUUCAAGACGACCACGCAUUGUUGAGGAGAAAGGUGUCUUAGACUGGUGGACAUCUUGGACAGGACUGAUGAAAAUGAAGAAAACGAACGAUUCCCUUCAGAAGUCCCAACCUAAGGUGUGGCCACACGCUUAGGACUAACGGUUUGUCAUGAACGGAGUUGAGGUGGAGGGUGACAGUGGCCGCUGGUCCCCCCACUCAGGCACCAUGGUCAAGAUGUUCAGUGAUGCCCGGGAGGUGGACGACGUUCUGAGAACUCUUCAGCACUCGGCGGAAAGUGAUGAGCUCAAGGUGGCCCUUAAACGACUGGUGGAACUGUUUGAUGGAGUUCCCAGAUACCUAGAGGACAACCAUGCCUAUUUGUCAGUGCUGUCCACCAUGACCCACAUGGUCAGUGACCUUGAGAUUCAGCAGCUGGGUCUGGAGAUUCUCUACAACUUCAUGGUGAAAAGCCCUACGAUGGAGGACAAAAUGAAAAGAUCAGAUGUUUUCAGACACAUAAUUAAGCUUCUGAGUGACCACACCAAGCAUCACAAGCUCCAGGACCGGGCCGUCUGUGUCCUGGUCAGGCUGCUGUCUUCAGAUUAUGUGAAGGAAAAAAUCUCCCUGGAAAAGCAGUGGCCGCGGCUUCUUGAUGCUGUCAUGAUGACAAUAGUGUCGUUUCCGACAGAGAGUGACACGGUGUUCAACAGUUUGAUGGUCAUCACACACGUGCUCAGGGCAGCGUCCGAGUUGCUGGAGCUGCUGGCCAAGAAGUACCUCCAGGUGAUGUUGUCGUUGUUCCAGCUACACGUGGACAACGCCGAGAUCCUGAACAAACUGUGCCAUGUCCUCUGGAUCACGGCACACAGUGCUGCUGCUCGUCCCGUGCUGGGGCUCCCAGUGUGCAACUUGAUCACGUCACAGAUGCCUGUGUGGAAGGCCAACCGCUCUGUGGUGGACAGCAGCUUCCACCUGGUCGAGGUUCUCUGUUUGCACGGCAAAGUGAGUGAGCUGCUAGUGGAGCGAGGCUUCAUCAUGGGCUCCUUGCUGCCAGAGAUGAUGUCCAGAACAGACGAGGCAGACUUGCAGCUGUGUGGCUUGAAGAUUUUUCUCCUCACUGCGGAGUACCUAUUCUUGAAUGCUGCGUUUGCUGAGCGUGCCUCUCAGUGGCUCAAGUUGAUCUACCUGGCCAUGUCGCGUCACAUGGGCCGACCGGACGUCCAGGCCUGGGGAUGUCGUGCACUGGCUCGCCUACUGGAGUGUAAGCCGGAGGUCUACAUGUGGAUUGGGGAGAGCUCAGAGCUGAAACAAGAUCCAGUUCACACUCUCUGUCUGGGCGCCAUCCUCAUGUAUGAGAAGAAGGUGGACGUCUUUGUUCCCGCGUGCAAGGCCAUUUACUACCUCACAGCAGAUAAUGACGGGUUGUGCCGGAACUUGAUGGAGAAAAACUCUCACAUCGCGAUCAUCGAAGGUUUGCGGUAUCAUGUGAAGGACAAACGGGCAGUUACUGCAGCCUGCCGAGCUAUCCGCGGACUGGGUAUUUUUCAGCAUGAUCACAAGUGUGAGAUAGCCCAGUACGACGGGGACAUUCUGCACCUCCUGGUGGACAUCAGCAAAAACUUUGUCAGAGAUGCGGAGGUGCAGAGCGAAAUUGUCAGCACUGUCGCCUGUCUGGCGGAUGUCGAUAUGGUUCGGCACCAGUGCUAUGUGCUCAACGUUCACAGUCGGGUCCUGGAGGCCAUGGAGAACUUCCCCGGGGAUGAGAUCCUGCAGGAGGCAGCCAUAGAAGCUCUGGCUGUGCUGGGUGGGGCAGCCAAUGGAUCUGAAAUUCUUCACUCAAAUGGAGCCAUCGACAAGAUCAUCAAAUGUUUGAAAAGAUUUACUUAUAAUGAAAACAUCCAGAAGAAAGGUCUGAUGGCGAUCCAGAUCCUGGCUGAGUGGAGUUUGGUCCAGUCCACGGGCAUGUGUCAGGAGCUGGCUCAGAUCAUCCGCUCCACCAUGAGGAACUAUCCCGACUCGCUGCUCAUACAGAAAGAGGCAAUCGUGUCAAUGCAGAUCUUGGCAGAGCGAGGUGUGGAGGGAGAGAGGCGAGAUCAGUACAGCAACAUGGCCGAAGUCCUAGUGGAGAUGGAUUGUCAUGAGCUACUUUUCCAGAUUCUGGAGAAAUUUGAUGAUGAUCAGGGGUUGCAUAACUUGGCCAGUGAGUGCUUGUAUGUCUUAGGAAUAGAGCAGGACCUCAAGUCUCGCAUGUUGCUCACCGCAUGCUCCCGGGGAUUUAUAGCUGGUGCGGAGUGCCUGCUGGAGGUGGGUGCGGACGUGAACAUCGCCCAGGGCUCAGACAGUGACACGCCUCUCUACCUGGCUGUCAACAACAACGAUGAGAACAUGGUGCGCUUCCUGCUCAGAUAUGAGGUGAGAGAUGUCCAAACUUCUCUGAGGCUGAGUCUUGAGCGUAACUACCACAGCAUUACAGGCCUGCUCCUUUCCUACAUCGGUCAGGACAGAGAAACGGGUACGGUGGUCUGGUCAAAUGUUGGGUUGGGUGACCUCCGACCUGAGUGGGUCAUGCCGACGCUGUAUGGUACAGAGCAGACUAUCCACGCCCACUCGUCCGCCAGCAAACACUUCGUGGCCAAGAUCAAGGACAGCGAGCUGAGAAGGAAUCGGCGCAUACACCAGUUUGUCAGUGACACGAACCUCGAACAGAUUAGAAACAAGUGCUUCCGCUACCGGCGACCCAGCUCUGACAUCCAGAAUGUUGUGUUUGACGCAAUCCACGAAAUACGAGCUCAGACACAGACCAGUGGAAAGCCACGCCGGCCCAGCACCAUCCCCAGGUUCAACGACAGGAAAUGGACGCGGCGGAGGAUCAUGGGCAAGGACUUGGUGUUCACAGACGUACGGGACCUGCCCACCUCUCCACUGCCGUCCCCGGAGGAUUUGUCUCCCUUGGAUGGUCUACCGGCUUCAGAUGGCUUAGAUGAGACACCUGUCUUUGAGCACUCGGAGGAUGACCUGGAAGACUGGAGGAUGACCACACUGACCGGCGCCAACAUCCCAUUCAGCCCGUGCGACCCCCGGCGGCCGACAGACCCAACUAAAGCCAAUGAGCUCGUACCCUCUGGAGUCAGGCAGCUGCCAGGUAAAUGGCUGCGAAAGUACAAUCCUCAUGAAAAUCGCAGCCCUCGGCCUAGUUACAGCAGGUCGUCCAGCGCGGGGGAGGGGGGCGAGGAGGUAGCAGAAACACCUGCUGCAGUCUUACAUGUGUCGCCUGAGGAAGACUCCUGGUCUCCCGGUGUGCUGACGUCUGACCAAGUGUCCUCAGACACUGAAGUAAGUGGAGCAUCGAGGCUGAGCUCUGCGGCUGAUGACACCGACUUAGAUCUGAGUGUGGAUGACAUCAAGCAGAGAAAGGUGGAGUACCACAUCCGCCGUCUGGACAUCUCCACCAACUUCAUCGCCAGCCUUGACCUUCUAACCAGCAUGGGAGGGGAUCUGAUGAACAGUUUCGCCUGGCUAGAGUUUCUGGACCUGAGUGGGAAUAAUCUAGAAAUUCUCCCUGAUGAUUUUUACAAGAGCCUGAGCGGUGUCCAGACUUUCUGUCUUGGAAACAACAAGUUCAAGCAGUUCCCGCUGUCUGUCAUUUUCUGCACAAAACUCGUCCGCUUGGAUCUCUCUGGCAAUCUGAUGGAGAAUGUGGACCUGGAAGAACUGGCCCGGCCGUUGAGCGUGAGCGAGUUGAUUCUGUCCAAGAACAAGUUGUCCCAGUUCCCCACAGCGAUGAACGCAGCAUUGCCACACCUCAGUCUGCUCGACCUCAGCUGCAAUGACCUGAGCACGCUGCCCAACACACCCACAAACCUGUCCGAGAUGCGUAGUCUGGACUUGUCCCACAACAGAAUACAGCUGAUACCUGAUGAGUUUCUGCAGGGCUGUCAUAAGCUGGAGUUGUUGCUGGCAGCUAACAAUGGACUAGAGGUGCUGCCCAAUGAGUACGUGGCUACUGCACUGACCAGGCUGUCCACUGUGAAGCUCGGUCAUAACGACAUCACAGAGAAGGAGCCUUUCUUUGUGCCGAAGUUCAUUCUGGAAUUGCUAAAUGUGAGGACGGUGGACUUGUCAAACAAUGGCCUGAUGGGCUGCCCACCUCCUGUCUUGUGGAAGUCCCAGAUGCUGAGAGAGCUGAUGUUGUCCAAAAAUAACAUCUUUAAGCUGAACUUGGAGGGAGCCCGGGCAUGGAGCAAGCUGGAGAAACUUCAUGUAUCUCACAACAAACUCUCAGAGCUUCCAAAAGAGAUUGGGAUGCUGUCCUCACUGCAGUCUCUGGACCUGAGUCACAACCCAGCACUCACCACACUGCCGGACGAGCUGGGACUGUGCUCACGACUCUGGGAGAUGCCCCUGGACGGCCUCUCUCUAAACCUGGACGGUGGUUUGACCAGAGGCCGAGUAAAAGAUCUCACUAUGUACCUGCACAACCGGCUCAAGAAGGCUCAGCGUUACUUCCGCAUGAAGCUGAUGGUGGUGGGCUACGGCGGCCGAGGGAAGACCAGCCUGCUACAGGCGCUCAAACGUCGGAUCAAGAACAACCAUCUGGAGAAACCAGCGGUCACUGUGGGGGUCAUCGUGGACGACUGGAAGUACGAGCGCCAGCGGUUUGGUCGGACGGUGACCUACACCCUCAACACCUGGGACUUUGCCGGUCAGGAAGACUUCUACAGCACCCACCAGUGUUUUCUCUCCAACAGGACGCUGUAUCUGGUGGUGUAUGACAUCAGUAUGGGCACUGAGGAGAUCGACAAACUCAAGCCCUGGCUGUCCAACAUCCACGCCCGAGCCCCUGGCUGCCCCGUCAUUGUGGUGGGAACUCACUAUGAUCUAUUACCUGUGGAGGGCAGAGAGACGGUUGUCGCUGACUUUGAGCUGAAGCUGAAGGAGCUGAUGCAUAAACCAGGUUUUCCUGUGAUCAGCUGUUUUGCCAUUGUUGAUUUGACCAAAGAGUCGCCUGAGCUUGACCAGUUGAGGAAGAAGGUCAAGGACACGGUUGAUGAUUUCAAGAUCAAAGGCCAGCCCGUGAUGGGUCAGAAGGUUCCUGCAAGUUAUGUUAGACUAGGAGAGCUGCUGAGCGAGGAGUCCAAGAAUGUAGAGAAAAGCUUCCCGGUCAUCAGGCAUGGUCAGUUGGUACGACUGGUCAGGACAGAGAACCUUGACUUGGAUGAGGAUGAGGAGUUGAAGCAGGCCAUCAACUUUCUGCAUGAGAGCGGAGUGUUGCUGCACUACAAUGAGACCACUCUACAGAUGAGGGACUUCUACUUCAUCAACCCGGGCUGGCUGUGUCGUAUGAUGGCCCAAGUGGUCACUGUUCCUCAGAUAAAUCCAUUCAUUGACAGGAACGGGGUGAUGAAGAGAGUGUCGGCCUACAUGCUGUUUACAGGCCGAGAGACGUCCGGGGACAGCAACUUUGUAUUUCCUUCCUCCCUGAUACCCCAGUAUCUGCAUCUCCUGGAAAAGUUCGAGAUUGCCUUACCGAGGAAUGAAGAAGAGCUGCUAGUGCCAUGCAGACUUCCCUUCCGGAGACCCAACAUUGAACUUCCUGUACAGAAUCGCUCUGAGUUGGUGUUCCGCUACUACUCCAUGCCGUACACACCCAUUGGCUUCUGGUCACGCCUCCUGACGAGACUGAUCGUGUUCUCUGAGAGCAAGUUUGUGGAGAACAUGUUGUACUUGACUGAGGAGCCAGUCAUCCAGUAUUGGAGGGAAGGCAUCUUUGUCAGCUGGAACUCUGUUGCCUUCAUCUUAGUGGAUGGCCUCAAGUCUUCCUCGGAUGAGAUUCACCUGACAGUUCCCAACACCACGCAUGGUUACAGACUGUUGGGCUACCUGGUGGACCACAUGGACUCGCUGGUGGACGAGUGGUUCCCUGGACUGACCGCCAUUGACCCACUGCUGGGCAAGGAGCUGCUGGAAAAGUUUGUCCCUUGUACUGACUGCCCAGGUCCCCAGAGCUAUGUGUUCAGGUUUGAGGAUCUGCUGAAGCAGUCGGAGCAUCACAGUGACAUCCUGUGUCCAGAGCACAAUGGCAGAGUGGAACUAGCCAAAUUGGCACCUGAUGUGAUGCUGGCAGACAUUGAACCCAACUUCCAUUUGGAUCUGGAUCAAUUUGAGUUCAAAGAAAGUCCUGAGAACUUGUGUGGUGAUGGAGGCUUUGGCUCUGUAUACAAGGCCAAGUACAGAGGCAAGGUGGUGGCUGCUAAAGUGUUCAAUGCUAUCGGAGACAUCCACCCUCACAAGAUGCUGAGACAAGAGGCCACAAUUCUCCGCCGGCUGAAACACCCGAGUGUCAUCUCCCUGGUGGCAGUGGCCGUGCGGCCGGUGAGACUGGUCGUCAUGGAGUUUGCUCCGUGCAAGUCUCUGGGUGGAGUCCUUCGCUCAUCCACUCAUCUGAGUCGCACCUUACAGCUGAAGAUUUGCCAACAGGUGGCGGAAGGUCUAGACUACCUCCACAGCCUGAAGAUCAUCUACCGUGACAUGAAGCCCGACAACGUUUUGGUCUUUAGUCUGGCCCCAGACAGCUUGAUCAAUGCCAAGAUUGCAGACUAUGGUAUCUCACAGUUCACUACCCUGUUUGGCCUGACAGCCCAGGAGGGAACCCCAGCCUAUCGGGCUCCAGAGGUGAUUCGGGGAGAGACGUACUCUUUCCAGGCGGACAUUUUUUCUCUUGGGGUUGUCAUGUAUGUUGUUCUGACUGGCGGCCUCCACCCAUUUGAUGAACUGGAAUUCAAAAGUGAAAUAGACAAAGCUUUUGCUGAGAACCUGACGGUGCCGCCCGUGACGCAGCGUGGUUGUCCCCCUUGGCCGGACAUGCAGGACCUGAUCAGCCAGUGUUUGUGCCAAGUGCCGGACUACAGGCCAAAGGCUGGAGAGCUGUUUGAGCGGCUGAGCUGCGCAGAGCUGUACAGUCUGAGAGAGAUCUUACCCGUCUCUGUGGGAACGACCGUGGAAUGUAUGACCACACAGAACCUGGGUAACAAGAACGUGCGUCUGUGGGUGGCCAGCGGCGACAACGAGUACAUGCAGCUGUCCUGGCUGAACCUGCUGGACUACCGGGAGGACAGCCUCCUCGCUGACCGCAACCGACAGUCCGUGGACUACAGUGGCAUGGGCACCAUGUUCCGUGACGGGCGGGUUCUGUGCAUCUUGCCCGUGAGUCCCGAGCACAUCCUUUUGGGCACGCAGGCCGGGAAAAUCUGGGUGUUCAACACCAGUCGCAACGAGCUGAUGCACUCCACACGGCAGCUUCAGGACUCUGUGCUCUCCCUGUUCAUCGUUCAGAGGAAACACCCCGGAGCCUCGUACCGCCGUGGAGAUGACCCUCUAGUCUUGACGGGUUUGGCAAACGGGAAAAUGGCUCUUUAUCCUCUCUCUGAGAUUCUGCAAGGCCCAGACAUGGACCCAAUAGAGAUGAAACUCGGUGAGAGCUACGAGCCAGUACGCUGCAUCAUGCGCAGCUCUGUGGACCGCAAGCUCAUCGCUUCCUGUGGAACAAAGGUCAUCGUCAUGGAGACAAAGAUUGGUGUGGCGGUGGAGACCAUGUUCAACACGCUCAAGAACAGCACUCCGGCCUCGGCGCCCAUCACUUCCAUGGCGUGUGGCCGUCUGCUGUACCUGGCACAUCGCAACAGCACGGAGAUCCAGGCCUGGGACACGACGCGAGGCCGCCUCAAGAACACACUCAACGUCAGCAUCAGUUUCGACCUGUCUCGCAAAGAUGGCCGCAUCACGUCCAUGGUCCUUCACGACACCAAGACUCUAUGGCUUGGUACAGGGGGCGGUCAGAUCGUCCUAGUGGACAUCAACAACUGGACGCCCAUCAUCUGCACUCAUCGGCACACUGCCUCUGUCCGCUGCCUUCUGGCAGUCAAACUGAGGGGUUUGGUCAAGUAUGGACCAAAUCCCAGCACAAGUGUGAUACUUAGUGGAGGGCUAGGGUUCAAAACCCGCUCGGAGAAUGAUGUGGACAAAGAUAAUCAGUAUGGCUGUAUCGGCGUGUGGGACGCGGACUUCCCCCAGACCAUCAAGCAGUUCUCUGACUGGUCCAAGAAACGCAAGGAACUCAUCCAGACCACGUCCAUGAGACGCUCCAUGAUGAAGUAGAGAUUGAUGUGACCAUCGUGGUGAAGAGACACAUCAGGGAACACUUUUUGUUGAACAGUAUCUAGAUUUUUUUCAAGCUGAUGAAUUCUACCCAAUGCAGUGGUCGCUACUGAGAUUAUUUUUGUGCUUUUUUUUUUUUCAUGGACAGGACUUUAUAGAUUUUCCAAUUCACUCCUGUAUUUUGAAGGUGCGUUUGUAUCCUCUUUUAUGCACUCACCCAAAAAGCAUGCAAUAUUGAUGUUGCACAGAACUGAACGACAUAAAAGUGAUAUAUCAUCAGCAUCAUUAUACAGUAGCCCAAAUCAGUUUGGGGGGAUUUGCAAAUAAAGCUGUGAUUUGAGUCACGACAUCAAGGGGCCGUUAUUUGAGUAACAGCAUCAAGGGGCAUUUUACAACUUAAUACUUUUGUAUUGUUUCAUUAUUUGCUAUCUAGUUUUAUAUUGAAAAAGAUCACAAGUGCAAAAGUUAUGGUACAAUUACUAUCUUUUUCUUUAAUUUUGUUGAAAUUACAAAAAAAUGACUUGGGUACUUGUGGAAUGAUGCUGACAAUUUAUUAUGUCUUGUUGAAAGUGAUGUGUACAGUAGAAAUAUAGUUCAUGUAUAAACCACAGUAAGUGUUAGCCUUUUUCUUUAUUGAGGAAAAACUUACAAUCAAUGACUUAUAAUCUCUUGUCCGUCAGGGAUAAUCAUUUCUAUGAAAAACGAUAAACGACCUGAACAUGGUUCAGUAUGGUUUUGCUAACAAUGAUCAUAAUUGUGAUAUCAGGAGGACUAGAUACUUAUGCUCUGUGUGGGCCCUUUCUAAACUUAUCUUCAGUAUUUUCGUUAAUCAGGUGAUAUUACAUCAAGGAUAGAGAACCUAAUUAUCCUAUCUGGAAACUCACAAAUAUUUAAUUGAGAACUAUGGGAAAAUGUUACUCGGGGCACUUCAUUGUCAGUAAGAUACUCCUGUAGCUAGAUAUAUAUGUAAAUAGUCAAAACAUGUUUAGUAAAAAAAAUGUAAUGUGAGUAUUGUGAGACGCAGUAUGGGCACUGAUUUGGUUUCGCUUCCCUAAAAGUGUUCAUUUUUUAGAUAGUUAAGUCCCCUGUCCUUGUAAGGUUCUUGUGCAGUGUCUCUUUAGUCUUUUUGAGAUGAAGGAGAGUUGUAUGAGGCACCAGAUCUUCUGGGUUAUGGAAUACUUUUUACCAUAGGUGUUGUGUUCAGGAUUUUUUUUUUCUUUUCUUAAGUUCUGCCCGUCAGAGAUCACAAGUUUCCACAAGGAACACUUAUUAACCCUUCCAGCCCCAUGCGCGUAUAUUUUCAGCAGCGCUUAUACCUCCCACUGUCCCAAGAGGAUUCUCAGUUUCGGAGGUACCGAAUUUGCGCAUUUUUCGAAAUUAGCGAACCUAAUUAACUUUAAUUUUCAUAUUUUUUCAUUUACCUUUAGACAUUGUUAUGCAUUAUUAUUUUAUUAUAUCUAAACCUCAUUACAAAGAUUCCGCAUCACUUUUUAGACUGCAUGCCUUUUUUUCUGAAAUACUGCUGUAUUGGCUGGGGCUGGGGUUAGGGAGUGGACAAAAAUGGCUGUGGCUAGAAGGGUUAACAUUACUACAGUGCACUACAGUGCCAGUAUAUGUAUAGUUCUGAUGUUCUUGAACACUGCUUGUUUCAAGACUUUGUUGUUGUUGUUGCUUUCUUUGCUAUUUAUUUAUCCAUUUAUGAUCCAUGAAGUAUUUUUUUGCUUGUGUCCUUGUUGGGUUUUUUUACUUGAGGAUGUUCUGUUACUUUCAUUUGGGAAUUUUGCUGACAUUUGUUUGACUUUAGCUCAAUAACUAAAAAAGGUCUGAUACUGAUAUCGCAAUGAUGGAGAAUAUUAAUUAUUAUGUCAUUUUCUCCUACAUUGAUCUAACUACCGUCAGCUUGGGAUCCCAACUUACAAAUUAUACUACUUCACACAAUCAUCACUUUUGCAAUACAUAUGUAUAUCAGCAGGGAUGGCCUUUCUUUGGAUGUUUUCUGCACUCAUUUUUUAAAUCAUCACCGAGUUGAAAAAAUCAAUAAGUUCUGUUUUAAAUUUGUUAUUCAUAUGCCAUGGUCAAAGUUGAAGUCGCGUGUGCCUCGCUUCUUGUGCAAAGAACCCGCUGGAUUUUUUUAUCAGUGUAAAAGUGAAAGCCUUUUAUUAUGACUUCUACCUGCUCAGUUUCUGGUACUUGUUUAAUCUUUCCCUGCUUUUAAAGGCUUCAUAUCUAUUCAAGAGGCUCCUCUGGCUACCCUCAGCGUUGCUGGUUACAAUCUCAUGCUGCAUCAAAAGACAAGCUUUGAGUCACACAGUACAUUAUUCACAAUGAGUCAUGCGGUACAUUAUUCACAAUGAGUCACACAAUACAUUAUUCACAAUGAGUCACAAUAGUCACACGGUACAUUAUUCACAAUGAGUCACACAGUUUAUUAUUCACAAUGAGUCACACAGUAGGCUACAUUAUUUACAAUGAGUCACACAGUAGGCUACAUUAUUCACAAUGAGUCACACAGUACAUGAUUCACAAUGAGUUGCACAGCAUAAUUCUCGCUACGAGUCACACAGCACAAGUCUUUCUCUUGCACGUUUGAUCGCUUCUGGUAUAAGCAGAAAAGAUUAUACAACUCAUAAUUUGUUCAGCUCUUUCUGAAUAACAUAUUUUUUACUGUUAGGAAAUUUUUACUCUGUAUUUUUGGAAAAUAUUAUUUAUGUUUCAUAUUGUUUAAAGAGGGGUGUUCACACGUACUAUACUAUGCUGAUGUUUCUCUGGGUUUAUAGGCAUGCUAUGUUCAUGUUACAACUGAUGUUUCAUUACAACACAGGCCGUAAAACCAUACUGUACUAGAUUGUUUUACGACUUCUCUAACCCUGCUUUACAUCUCUAUAUAUCCUUCUUGUAGAACAACUUAGCACAAUCAGUCGCUGUGAAUUUUCUCCGUGUGUAAUUGAACUUUCAUGAAACAUGAACUUUAUGAAAAUGUACACAAUAUCAGUACGCAAUGUUUGUGCAAUAAGAAUUUUAAAGGAAGCAUCAUACGUUUGUGAACAUAAUGUAAUGUUUAGAGCUACUUUCAUAAAAUGGGCUUGCCUAUUAUUCGGGGGGGUUUUCCCCAGAUAUUGACAUAUGCCUUAGGCAGUGGGAAUAUAUUAUUGGAAAAAAAAA